This is a messenger RNA of Microtus oregoni (creeping vole), 17204 nucleotides long. RefSeq names its product titin-like. The record is from RefSeq and is a predicted model, not a curated record. The coding region runs from base 205 to 16977 and encodes 5590 amino acids. The transcript has 46 exons. Lineage: Eukaryota; Metazoa; Chordata; Mammalia; Rodentia; Cricetidae.
CUCGCCUCGGGUGUAGGGAUUGCAUAGAAAGGCAAAACCACACAGUCUUGACUGUGUGGUUUUGUUUUGAGGGUUAGAGGCUCACUGAUUCAUGUAGGAGAUGGUUGGGAAACCCAACUCUACAUAGGACGUCGUUUCAGAAGCAACCUUGGGCUUAGUCCCACCCUUUUUAGGCACUCUUGAGAAUUCAGAGUGCCUAAAAAGAUGACCACUCAAGCACCGACGUUUACGCAGCCGUUACAAAGCGUUGUGGUACUGGAGGGUAGUACCGCAACCUUUGAGGCUCACGUUAGUGGUUCCCCAGUUCCUGAGGUGAGCUGGUUUCGGGAUGGCCAGGUGAUUUCAACUUCCACUCUGCCCGGCGUGCAGAUCUCCUUUAGCGAUGGCCGCGCUAAACUGACGAUCCCCGCCGUGACUAAAGCCAACAGUGGACGAUACUCCCUGAGAGCCACCAACGGGUCUGGACAAGCGACUAGUACUGCUGAGCUUCUUGUGACAGCGGAGACAGCGCCACCCAACUUCGCUCAACGGCUGCAAAGCAUGACUGUGAGACAGGGGAGCCAAGUACAGCUCCAAGUGAGAGUGACUGGAAUCCCUACACCUGUGGUGAAGUUCUACCGGGACGGAGCCGAAAUCCAGAGCUCCCUUGAUUUCCAAAUUUCUCAAGAAGGUGACCUCUACAGCUUACUGAUUGCAGAAGCAUAUCCUGAAGACUCCGGGACCUAUUCCGUAAAUGCCACCAACAGCGUUGGAAGAGCCACUUCCACCGCAGAAUUGCUGGUUCAAGGGGAAGAAGUAGUACCCGCUAAAAAGACAAAGACAAUCGUUUCGACUGCUCAGAUUUCAGAAACAAGACAAACCCGGAUUGAAAAGAAAAUUGAAGCCCACUUUGAUGCCAGAUCAAUUGCAACAGUUGAGAUGGUUAUAGAUGGUGCCACCGGACAGCUGCCACACAAGACACCUCCCAGGAUACCCCCCAAACCCAAGUCAAGAUCUCCAACGCCACCUUCCAUUGCUGCCAAGGCACAGCUGGCCCGACAGCAGUCCCCAUCACCAAUAAGACACUCCCCGUCGCCGGUCAGACACGUGCGGGCGCCGACCCCAUCGCCGGUCAGGUCUGUGUCCCCAGCAGGGAGGAUCUCCACUUCCCCUAUCAGAUCUGUGAAGUCACCACUGCUCAUCCGCAAGACUCAGACAACUGCCAUGGCCACAGGCCCUGAGGUGCCUCCGCCUUGGAAGCAAGAGGGCUAUGUGGCCUCCUCAACUGAGGCUGAGAUGAGAGAAACGACAAUGACAAGCUCGACCCAGAUCCGAAGAGAAGAACGAUGGGAAGGGAGAUACGGUGUCCAAGAGCAAGUGACCAUCAGUGGAGCGGCAGGCGCUGCAGCCAGCGUGUCAGCCAGCUCUUCAUUCACAGCAGGAGCUGUCGCUAUGGGGACUAAAGAGGUGAAACAGGAGGCAGACAAGAGCGCAGCUGUGGCAACUGUUGUUGCUGCCGUUGAUAUGGCCAGAGUGAGAGAACCAGGCAUCAGUGCUGUAGAGCAAACUGCUCAGAGGACAACCACGACUGCUGUGCACAUACAAGCUGCUCAAGAACAGAUGAAAAAAGAGGCAGAAAAGACUGCAGUAACCAAGGCUGUAGUUGCCGCCGAUAAAGCCAAGGAACAGGAAUUAAAAUCAAGAACCAGAGAAGUGAUUACAGCAAAACAGGAGCAGACGCACAUAACUCAGGAGCAGAUAAGAAAAGAAACUGAAAAAGCAUUUGUACCAAAGGUAGUGAUCUCCGCAACCAAAGCCAAAGAGCAAGAAACUAGAAUCACAGGAGAAAUGACCCUGAAACAAGAGCAAAAGCAAAUAACUCAAGAAACAAUAAGACAGGAAGCGGAGAAAAUUGCUGCAUCCAUGGUGGUGGUUGCUACAGCCACGUCCACAAAACUAGAUACAGCCGUGGGCCUUCAAGAAGAAACUGCCAUACAGCAAGGUCAAAUGCACCUCGCUCACGAACAGAUGAUGAAGGAAACUAGGAAAACAGUGGUACCCAAAGUCAUAGUUGCCACACCCAAGAUGAAAGAGCAAGAUUUAGUAUCAAGAACUAGAGAAGCCAUCACUACCAAAAGAGAUCAAGUCCAAAUAACUCAGGAGAAGAUGAAAAAGGAAGCUGAAAAAACUGCCUUGUCUACAAUAGCAGUUGCUACUGCUAAAGCCAAAGAACAAGAAACAGUUCUGAGAUCUAGAGAAGCCAUGGCAACUAGACAAGAACACAUCCAAGUUACCCAUGGAAAGGUCGGCGUUGGGAAAAAGGCAGAAGCCGUGGCUACCGUUGUAGCUGCUGUGGACCAGGCCCGGGUGCGAGAACCUAGAGAGCCCGCACAUACAGAGGAAUCCUACACCCAGCAGACCACGUUAGAGUAUGGUUACAAGGAACACAUCUCUGCCACGAAAGUGCCCGAGCAGCCCCAGCGCCCAGCCUCCGAACCCCACAUCCACGUUGUCCCCAAAGCAGUCAAGCCUGUCGUGAUUCAGGCUCCUUCUGAGACUCAUAUCAAAACUACUGACCAAAUGGGAAUGCACGUAUCAUCACAGGUCAAGAAAACUACAGAUGUAUCAACCGAAAGAUUGGUCCAUGUGGAUAAACGCCCCCGCACAGCAAGCCCGCACUUUACCGUUUCAAAAAUUACUGUCCCUAAGACAGAACACGGAUAUGAGGCAUCGAUAGCUGGUACCGCUAUCGCCACGUUACAAAAGGAGUUGUCCGCCACGUCUUCUACUCAGAAGAUCACCAAAUCGGUGAAGGCACCCACCGUGAAGCCUGGAGAGACGAGAGUGAGGGCUGAGCCCACCCCUUCGCCACAGUUCCCCUUCGCCGACAUGCCGGCGCCAGAUACUUACAAGAGUCAAGCUGGCAUUGAGGUGAAAAAGGAAGUUGGGGUGAGCAUCACUGGCAGCACGCUUCGUGAGGAACACUUCGAAGUACUGCGUGGCCGUGACGCCAAGGUAACAGAAGCAGCCCGCGUGCCUGCACCUGCUGAAAUCCCUGUUACUCCGCCCACCUUAGUCUCGGGCUUAAAAAAUGUGACUGUCAUAGAAGGUGAAUCUGUCACCUUGGAGUGCCACAUCUCUGGAUACCCAUCUCCCAAAGUGACAUGGUACAGAGAAGACUACCAAAUCGAGAGUUCCAUUGAUUUCCAGAUAACCUUCCAUAGUGGAAUCGCUCGUCUCAUGAUCCGCGAAGCCUUUGCGGAAGACAGUGGACGGUUCACAUGCAGUGCCGUGAACGAGGCUGGGACCGUCAGCACGUCCUGCUAUCUUGCUGUGCAAGUGUCAGAAGAGUUUGAGAAGGAAACAACUCUGAUGGAGAAAUUUGCCACAGAAGAGAGACGCUUUGUCGAGUCACGGGACGUGGUCAUGACGGACACCAGCAUCACGGAGGAGCAGGCAGGGCCUGGAGAGCCUGCUGCGCCUUUUUUCAUAACAAAGCCAGUGGUCCAGAAACUGGUGGAAGGUGGGAGCGUCGUGUUUGAAUGCCAGAUCGGUGGCAACCCAAAGCCCCAUGUCUACUGGAAAAAGUCUGGCGUCCCUCUCACUACUGGAUACAGAUACAAAGUGAGCUAUAACAAACAAACUGGAGAGUGCAGGCUGGUGAUUUCUAUGACGUUUGCGGACGAUGCUGGAGAGUACACCAUCGUCAUUCGUAAUAAGCACGGGGAAACUUCGGCGUCUGCCUCCUUACUCGAGGAAGCUGAUUACGAGGUUCUGGUGAAGUCCCAGCAGGAAAUGCUUUACCAGACACAAAUGAGUACAUUUAUUCAAGAACCCAAAGUGGGAGAAAUAGCUCCUGGAUUUGCAUAUUCUGACUAUGAAAAAGAGUAUGAAAAGGAACAGGCCUUAAUUAGGAAGAAAAUGGCCAAAGACACUGUGAUGGUCAGAACUUUUGUGGAAGACCAAGAAUUCCAUAUUUCUUCCUUUGAAGAGAGGCUUAUUAAAGAAAUAGAAUACAGAAUCAUAAAGACUACAUUGGAAGAGCUUCUUGAGGAAGAUGGCGAAGAAAGGAUGGCAGUUGACAUUUCAGAAUCUGAAGCUAUUGAGUCAGGAUUUGAUAUAAGAAUAAAAAAUUAUAGAAUUCUUGAGGGGAUGGGUGUCACUUUUCAUUGCAAGAUGUCUGGAUACCCAUUACCCAAGAUUGCAUGGUACAAAGAUGGCAAGCGCAUCAGACAAGGGGAAAGAUACCAAAUGGACUUCCUACAGGAUGGCAGAGCCAGUCUGCGUAUUCCUGUUGUCCUCCCAGAAGAUGAGGGCAUCUAUACCGCAUUCGCCAGCAAUAUUAAAGGAAAUGCAAUUUGCUCAGGGAAGUUAUAUGUGGAGCCUGCUGCACCGUUCAGCGCGCCAACUUACAUGCCCACACCAGAAGCAGUCAGCAGAAUCAGGUCUGUCUCUCCACGUUCAGUGAGCAGGUCACCCAUACGCAUGUCUCCUGCGAUGUCCCCUGCACGAAUGUCCCCCGCACGGAUGUCACCUGCGCGAAUGUCCCCUGGACGCAGACUGGAGGAAACAGAUGAAUCACAACUGGAGAGACUGUAUAAGCCAGUCUUUGUGUUAAAACCUGCGUCUUUCAAAUGCUUAGAAGGACAGACUGCCAGAUUUGACUUAAAGGUUGUGGGUAGACCCAUGCCAGAAACAUUCUGGUUUCACAAUGGAGAGCAAAUUGUCAACGAUUAUACACACAAAGUUGUCAUUAAAGAAGACGGAACCCAGUCGCUGAUUAUUGUUCCCGCGUCACCCAGUGACUCUGGAGAAUGGACCGUGGUUGCCCAAAACAGAGCAGGAAAAUCUACAAUAUCUGUGACUUUGACUGUGGAAGCGGUGGAACACCAGCUCAAACCAGCAUUUGUGGAAAAACUGAAAAAUGUCAACAUAAAGGAAGGUGCCAGGCUUGAAAUGAAAGUCAGAGCUACGGGUAACCCCAACCCUGACAUUGUGUGGCUGAAAAACAGUGACAUUAUUGUGCCUCAUAAGUACCCGAGGAUCAGGAUUGAAGGAACCAAAGGAGAAGCUGCCCUGAAGAUCGAUUCCACCAUCAGCCAAGAUUCUGCCUGGUAUACCGCCACUGCUAUUAAUAAGGCAGGCCGGGACACCACAAGGUGCAAAGUCAAUGUUGAGGUUGAGUUUGCCGAACCCGAACCGGAAAGAAAAUUGAUCAUCCCACGAGGGACGUACAAAGCAAAGGAGAUUGCUGCCCCUGAACUGGAGCCCCUCCAUCUGAGAUAUGGCCAAGAGCAGUGGGAAGAGGGGGACCUCUACGACAAGGAGAAACAGCAGAAACCGUUUUUCAAGAAGAAACUCAGUUCCCUCAGGCUGAAGCGCUUUGGACCUGCCCACUUUGAAUGCAGACUCACGCCGAUUGGUGACCCCACAAUGGUGGUCGAGUGGCUCCAUGACGGAAAGCCACUGGAGGCGGCCAACAGGCUGCGUAUGAUUAAUGAAUUCGGAUACUGCAGCCUUGAUUACGGAGUUGCCUAUUCUCGAGACAGUGGUGUGAUCACUUGCAGAGCCACUAACAAAUACGGGACCGAUCACACGUCUGCCACACUUAUUGUCAAAGAUGAGAAAGGUCUAGUGGAAGAGUCUCAGUUACCUGAGGGGAAGAAAGGCUUACAGAAAAUUGAAGAGCUAGAGAGGAUGGCUCACGAAGGCGCCCUCACAGGUGUGACCGCAGAUCAGAAGGAAAAGCAAAAGCCAGACAUCGUCUUGUUCCCAGAGCCAGUGAGAGUGCUCGAAGGCGAGACAGCCCGAUUCCGCUGCCGAGUCACCGGCUAUCCUCAGCCCAAGGUCAACUGGUACCUCAAUGGACAGCUCAUCCGCAAGAGCAAACGAUUCAGAGUUCGCUAUGAUGGGAUUCAUUAUCUGGAUAUUGUGGACUGCAAAUCCUACGAUACAGGUGAAGUCAGGGUCACGGCAGAAAACCCUGAAGGCAUGAUAGAGCAUAAAGUAAAACUUGAGAUCCAGCAGAGGGAGGAUUUCAGAUCCGUCCUCAGGCGAGCUCCUGAACCAAAGCCAGAGUUCCACAUCCAUGAACCAGGGAAGCUUCAGUUUGAAGUGCAAAAAGUGGACAGACCCGUCGACAGCAGCGAAACCAAAGAAGUGGUAAGACUAAAGAGGGCGGAGAGGAUCACCCAUGAGAAGGUGCCCGAGGAGUCCGAAGAACUGCGCAGUAAGUUUAAGCGCAGGACAGAGGAGGGGUACUACGAGGCUAUCACGGCCGUGGAGCUCAAGUCUCGCAAGAAGGAUGAAUCUUAUGAAGAACUCCUCAAGAAAACCAAAGAUGAGCUGCUACACUGGACCAAAGAAUUAACCGAAGAGGAGAAGAAAGCCCUCGCCGAAGAAGGCAAAAUCACUAUUCCAACUUUCAAACCCGAGAGGAUUGAACUUAGCCCUAGCAUGGAGGCACCCAAAAUCUUUGAACGAAUCCAAAGCCAGACAGUUGGCCAAGGAUCUGACGCCCACUUUAGAGUCAGAGUUGUGGGAAAACCAGACCCAGAAUGUGAGUGGUACAGAAACGGUGUGAAAAUUGAGCGAUCUGACCGCAUCUACUGGUACUGGCCAGAAGACAAUGUGUGUGAGCUAGUCAUAAGGGAUGUGACUGCAGAGGACUCUGCCAGCAUCAUGGUAAAGGCCAUCAACAUAGCUGGGGAAACGUCAAGCCAUGCGUUCUUACUUGUCCAAGCCAAGCAAUUGAUCACUUUCACACAAGAAUUGCAAGAUGUUGUUGCUAAAGAAAAGGAUACCAUGGCAACAUUUGAAUGUGAAACUUCAGAACCAUUUGUCAAAGUAAAAUGGUAUAAAGAUGGCGUUGAAAUUCAUGCAGGAGAUAAGUAUAGGAUGCACUCUGACCGAAAGGUUCACUUCCUGUCCGUGCUGACCAUUGACACAUCCGAUGCCGAAGACUACAGCUGUGUACUUGUGGAAGACGAAAAUGUCAGAACAACAGCCAAACUUAUUGUGGAAGGUGCAGUUGUUGAGUUCCUGAAAGAACUUCAAGACAUAGAAGUUCCAGAGUCAUCCUCAGGAGAGCUAGAGUGUAUUAUUUCCCCAGAAAACAUAGAAGGCAAAUGGUAUCACAAUGAUGUGGAGCUAAAGUCCAAUGGCAAAUACUCCAUCACAUCCCGCCGUGGGCGCCAGAACCUCACAGUCAAGGAUGUAACCAAAGAGGACCAGGGCGAGUACAGCUUCGUGGUUGAUGGGAAGAAGACAACCUGUCAACUGAAGAUGAAACCCCGGCCUAUUGCGAUUCUCCAAGGACUUAGUGAUCAAAAGGUCUGCGAGGGCGACAUUGUUCAGCUUGAAGUCAAAGUCUCCCUAGAAAAUGUGGAAGGCGUCUGGAUGAAAGAUGGCCAAGAAGUCCAGCAAGGCGACAGGGUUCACAUUGUAAUAGACAAACAGUCCCACAUGCUGCUUAUUGAAGACAUGACCAAAGAGGAUGCUGGGAACUACUCCUUCACUCUCCCUGCCCUCGGACUGUCUACCAGUGGGCAUGUCUCUGUCUACAGUGUGGAUGUGAUAACGCCUCUGAAAGAUGUCAGUGUGAUAGAAGGUACCAAGGCUGUGCUGGAAUGCAAGGUCUCAGUCCCUGAUGUGACUUCUGUUAAAUGGUACCUCAAUGAUGAGCAAAUCAAGCCUGAUGACCGCGUACAAUCCAUUGUCAAAGGCACCAAACAAAGACUUGUGAUUAACCGAACUCACGCUUCUGAUGAAGGACCUUACAAGCUGAUGGUCGGCAGAGUGGAAACUAGCUGUAACCUCUCUGUAGAGAAAAUUAAAAUCAUCAGAGGUCUCCGUGACCUGACAUGCACAGAAACUCAAAAUGUGGUCUUGGAGGUUGAGCUGUCCCAUUCAGGAAUUGAUGUCUUAUGGAAUUUUAAGGGCAAAGAAAUUAGGCCCAGUUCUAAAUAUAAAAUUGAAGCUCACGGGAAAAUAUACAAACUGACAGUCCUGAAUAUGAUGAAGGAUGAUGAAGGAGAAUAUGCAUUUUUUGCCGGAGAAAACACAACGUCUGGAAAACUUACCGUGGCAGGGGGUGCCAUCUCCAAGCCGCUCACAGACCAGACUGUAGCUGAGUCCCAGGAAGCUGUGUUUGAGUGUGAAGUUGCCAACCCUGAGUCUGAGGGGGAGUGGCUGAAGGAUGGAAAACCCUUGGCUCUGAGCACCAACUUCAGAAGUGAAUCUGAUGGCCACAAAAGGAAACUUGUUAUUGUCGCUGCCAAGCUGGACGAUGUUGGAGAAUACACCUACAAGGUCGCCACUUCCAAAACAUCUGCCAAGCUGAAAGUAGAAGCUGUCAAAAUUAAGAAGACUCUGCGGAACCUCACGGUGACAGAGACACAGGAUGCUGUCUUCUCCGUUGAACUUACACACCCAGACGUUAAAGGUGUCCAGUGGAUCAAAAACGGAGUCAUCUUGGAUUCCAGUGACAAGUAUGAGAUCUCAGUCAAAGGCACACUGUAUUCUCUGAAGAUUAAAAACUGCACCCUGGCAGAUGAAUCUGUCUAUGGCUUCAAACUGGGAAAACUAGGAGCCAGCGCCCGGCUGCACGUCGAAACUGUCAAGAUUAUUAAAAAGCCGAAGGACGUGACUGCCCUGGAAAACGCUACCGUCGCCUUUGAAGUCAGCGUGUCCCACGACACAGUCCCGGUAAAAUGGUUCCAUAAGAAUGUGGAGAUUAAGCCGAGUGACAAGCACAGACUGGUCUCCGAGAGGAAGGUCCACAAGCUGAUGCUGCAGAACAUCUCCCCGUCUGACGCUGGGGAAUACACGGCCGUGGUGGGGCAGCUGGAAUGCAAAGCCAAGCUGUUUGUAGAAACACUGCACAUCACGAAGACUAUGAAAAACAUUGAAGUUCCCGAAACCAAAGCGGCCUCCUUUGAGUGUGAGGUGUCCCACUUCAACGUUCCUUCCAUGUGGCUGAAGAACGGUGUGGAAAUUGAAAUGAGCGAAAAGUUCAAGAUCGUCGUGCAGGGGAAGCUCCACCAGCUGAUCAUCAUGAACACCAGCACCGAGGACUCGGCAGAAUACACUUUUGUUUGCGGCAAUGACCAAGUCAGUGCUACCCUGACAGUGACCCCUAUCAUGAUAACGUCCAUGCUGAAAGACAUCAACGCUGAAGAAAAAGAUACCAUAACUUUUGAGGUGACGGUAAACUAUGAAGGCAUUUCUUACAAAUGGUUAAAGAACGGUGUGGAAAUCAAAUCAACGGACCGGUGCCAGAUGCGAACCAAGAAGCUCACCCACUCACUGAACAUCAGGAAUGUGCACUUUGGAGACGCUGCCGACUACACGUUUGUGGCUGGAAAAGCCACGUCCACAGCCACGCUUUACGUUGAAGCUCGUCACAUCGAAUUUAGGAAACACAUUAAGGACAUUAAGGUUCUGGAGAAGAAACGCGCCAUGUUUGAGUGUGAAGUUUCUGAACCCGACAUUACUGUUCAGUGGAUGAAGGAUGGCCAAGAGCUUCAGAUGGCAGACAGGAUAAAGAUUCAGAAGGAGAAAUACGUCCACCGCCUCCUGAUCCCAUCCGCACGGAUGUCCGAUGCUGGGAAGUACACAGUGGUGGCAGGUGGCAACAUGUCAACCGCUAACCUCUUUGUAGAGGGCAGGGACGUCCGCAUCCGAAGUAUUAAGAAGGAGGUUCAGGUCAUUGAGAAGCAGCGUGCCGUGGUGGAGUUUGAGGUCAACGAAGAUGAUGUUGAUGCCCACUGGUAUAAAGACGGCAUUGAAAUCAAUUUCCAAGUUCAAGAGAGACACCAGUAUGUGGUGGAGAGAAGGAUUCACCGGAUGUUCAUAUCUGAGACCAGACAUAGCGACGCAGGCGAAUACACCUUUGUGGCCGGAAGGAACAGGAGUUCUGUGACUCUCUACGUCAGUGCUCCUGAACCACCCCAAGUCCUGCAGGAGCUCCAGCCCGUCACCGUGCAGUCCGGCAAGCCCGCUCGCUUCUGCGCGGUGAUAUCAGGCAGACCACAGCCCAAAAUUUCCUGGUACAAGGAGGACCAGCUGCUUUCCACCGGCUUCAAGUGCAAGUUCCUCCACGAUGGGCAGGAGUACACGCUGUUGCUCAUUGAGGCCUUCCCGGAGGAUGCGGCUGUCUAUACCUGUGAAGCCAAGAAUGACUAUGGAGUAGCCACGACCUCGGCUUCUCUUUCUGUGGAAGUUCCAGAAGUUGUGUCUCCAGAUCAGGAAAUGCCAGUUUACCCCCCUGCCAUCAUCACUCCUCUUCAGGACACGGUCACGUCGGAGGGGCGGCCAGCACGUUUCCAGUGCCGAGUCUCGGGAACAGAUCUGAAGGUGUCUUGGUACUGCAGAGACAAGAAAAUCAAGCCGUCUCGCUUCUUCAGGAUGACACAGUUUGAAGACACCUACCAGUUGGAGAUCGCCGAGGCUUAUCCAGAGGACGAAGGAACCUACGCUUUCGUCGCUAAUAAUUCUGUGGGCCAAGUGUCCAGCACCGCCACCCUGCGGCUAGAAGCCCCUGAAUCCAUUUUACAUGAGAGGAUUGAUCAGCAGAUUGAAAUGGAGAUGAAAGAAGAACUCUCUGAGGGAGAAGCUGAACCUGCCAGAGACAUGCGCAGUGCCUUCUCCGACUCUGAAGACGUAGAGCAACACUCCCUGAUGGCAAGGAGAUACGCAAGCAGAAUGUCGUCCACGAGCUCCUGGCCCGAAUGCUUCAAGCCUACUUUUACUCAGAAACUUGCAUUUCAAUAUGUUGUAGAGGGUGAACCUGUUGUGUUUACAUGCAGACUGAUUGCCUGUCCAACUCCAGAAAUGACUUGGUUUCAUAAUAACAGACCCAUCCCCACAGGUCUCCGUCGGGUUAUAAGCACUGAGAAUCAUGUCCACCAACAUUCUUCCAGCUUAGAAGUGAAGAGGGUCCAAGGCCGAGAUUCUGGGAGUUACAGGCUCUUGGCGGUUAACAGUGAGGGGUCCGCUGAGACCAGUGCGUCGCUGCACGUUAUUCAGAAAGGGCAGGAUGGGCGGUACUUAGAAUUUCUGAAAAGGGCAGAACAGACCUGGGAAGACGCGGGGGCUCUAGGUGAGAGGAGAGAAGACAGGAUCAAAGUUGACCUGAGGUUUACUGGCUCCCCUUUUAACAAAAAACAAGCGGUGGAACAAAAGGGAAUGAUGAGAACCAUCCACUUUAAAGCAGUGAGCCCUGGCAGGAAAGUGGACUAUGUGUAUGACGAGGAGCGGUCAGAGAGUAAAUCGGAUGUCGGAGGUUGGCUUAACGUAGGCCAAAGUUUCCUCGAUGAGGAGACCAAAGUCAAGUUGCAGCGUUUGCGAGAGGCUAGAAAAAUCUUCUUAGAGAAAAAGAAAUUAUCUCUUUUAGAUUCAUCAUCUGAAAUAAACUUAAAGGCCGUGAGAGGUGAGGAUGUUGUUAGGGACUCUCCAUUUGCUAGUGAGGAAGUGAAGAGGAGAUUGGUGUGUGACUUUGUUGAAGACAGGGGUAGGGUCCAUAACUCAGCUGAGAGAAUCAGCCCAAAUCCAUACUCCCUUCCUAAUCAAAUACACCAAAAUAGAGAGCCCCUUCCAAGUGUCCAAGCGACUGAUGAUGAAGACAUUCUCCAGACUGAAAGUUAUGUGAGUCAAGAGACAUUUCUAGAAGAAAGCCUACCAGAAGGCUGUUUUGGUGAGUAUGGCCUUGUAAGUGAAAACACACAAGCAAGGGGUCGAUUUGAAGAAGCCACCAACAGCGCUGUAAUCGGAGCGUCAACAGUCACCCCUGACCAGGAAAUAGACGAAUAUGAGGGCGAGGGGAGCGGAGAGGCUCCCGAAAGGGUGCCUGGAGUUCUCGCGCCAUAUUCCAGCGAGUCUUUGGCUACACCUGUAGCUGUUAAAGAAACCAAAGUUGUAGAUGGUGAUGGAGGAACACCGAAGGGCUGGAGAGAAGGACAGUGGUCCCCCACAAACGUGGAAGCAUUCAAAACUGAGCAGGAGGAGAGAACAAGAGCUUUGGAAAAUUACUUUCAAAGGCAUCCACCACGCUGCCCACCCUCAUUUCUUCAGGAUAUUGAAUCUCAAGAAGUCUACGAGGGGGAUAGCUGUAAAUUUGUAUGUCAUUUUCAAGGGUACCCUCAGCCCAUAGUGACGUGGUACAUCAAUGAGAUGCCAAUACCACGGAGUCAAGGCUUCACCACUCAUACGUUUGAGAACUACUCAACGUUAACCUUUCCUUCUGUUCAGCCACGACACGGAGGCUCGGUUACCUGUGUGCUGUUUAACCAGUACGGAACAGUAAAAGCGACAGGUGUGCUUAGCGUGCGGGCAAAGCGGAAGUCGGAGUCCCAGCCUCAUAAGUUCCCAGCGUGGCCUGACUAUGCAGAUGAAGAAGAAGAGCUAGCACUGGCGUUUGACCAGGCAAGAAGUACCCAUGCGUCUUUCAGUCAAGAGGGCCAAGGACAUCUUUAUAUGUCAAAAACUCAACCCCCAGAGCUCCCCUCUGCAGACACAGAGAUGCUCUCCUUCCCUGUAGAGAUUCAGAUAACUUCAGCCACCCCAACCCCAGAACAGGACCAAGAAAACAGGGAGCUGUUUGAAUUGGAACCCGAAGCAAUACCUCGAGAUCAAAUCAGCCAGUCACCAAAACACAAGUUUAUCUUCUCCUCUGAUAUCACUAAUGAGCCACCCAAAAUGUUACAGGAAAUGCCCAGGAAUGCCAGCUGUAGGGAAGGCGAUUCUAUAAUGCUUGAGUGCUUGAUAUCGGGGGAGCCCCAGCCUGUAGUCACGUGGUUUCAUAACGGUGUUCUUAUAAAGCAGAACCAAAAGUUUGAGGUCGAAAAGGUGAAUUAUAGCCAUAGGUUGUAUGUCAAUGAUGUCAAUUCAGAAGAUUCUGGAAGAUAUGAAUGUAUGGCUGAAAAUGAUUCAGGCAUAGCCGAGAGCAUUUUAGAUUUAACCGUAGAACCCAUCACUUCUAGGGAAUACAGCCAACUGGAAAGUAUCAGUGGAACCUUUGCACAGUAUUCUAAAUCUCAGCAAGCCCAAGUUCAGGAGGAAUCUGUAAGGACACAUUUUUAUGAUAAUCCAGUUGGUCCUUUUGCCGCCCAACCAGAUGUAAAAGAAUAUACUGUCAGGGAGUAUUUUCAAAGCCUUGAGACAGUUGGGCAGGUGGAUAAGAGAAACGAAGUAUACUGUACCACUUCCAGUGAGAAGCUAUUCAGAUCUACGCAGGGCACCUCUAGACCCACAGGCAUGGAUAAACCUCACAGGGCAGAAUUGCUACAAUACCAAGAUGAGGCAUGUGUAAGUGAAACCUCUCAACCACAGAGAGCGGAGGAUGCUGUUUCUCCAUUUGUUGCUGUCGGCAAAGCUAGUGUUAGAAAAGAAGUCGGAGAUGACUUUGGAAAUCGUGGACCAGAACGGGGAACUACGCAAGGGCAUUCGCCAAGCGAUUAUAUGUUGAAUAUCCACACUAAGAGAACCUCUGAUGCUGUUGAGGAUAUGGAAGCUUCACCUGUCACUACCUAUGAAGAAGCCCUUGGAGGAGAGAGGUACUACCCAGGGAAGAAGGUGAGGCAUAAGAUCAUUGCGUUCGAAAAGCUGCAGCGUGCAGAAAAGGGAGUUCUAGAAAAAAGGCGGACCAAGAAAUCUUUUGUUACUGCCCCACAGAAGAAGCUGGACGAUAUCAAGGUUUCUGUACAGCAAAGAGAAUCAGGCUCGGGCAAUCUGAGAGUAAAUAUGCAUCAGGCAGAGGAAAUGUCUUCACACACAGAAGCAGAUUCCACUAACAUUGUGAUGGAUUUGAAGCAGCUUUCCCAUCAAGCUCCUGAGGAAUUUGGAAUAGAAGAGAGGGAACAGCAGGAGGAAAAACACCCUUUAAAUCAAGCCAUAGCUUCAGAAAAGGGUGAGCUCGAAGCACCUGUUACAUUUGACCUCAGGCAGUUUCACUCACAGAUAGACAGUUCAGGCAUAAAAUCCCAAGACCUGGCCAAUGGUCAACAAGAUCAAAGCUCUUUAAGAACUCAACAACGUACAUCAGAAAUGGUUAGUCCUGAAGACAUUGUCUUUGAUCUAAAGCAAAUGUAUUCUCACGUAGAAGAUCCAGGCAAGGUAUUCCAGGAGCAAGAAACUGAGAACAAACAGGAAGCACACCCCAAAGAAGAAACUCCGGUCUGCCAAAGCUUUCAAUAUGGACAGGAACCGAACCCUGCAGUUUCAAAAACCGAUCACUCGCUUAAGUCUUUUUCUGAAACGGUGCAUGGUGAAUCGUGGUCUUUAUUUCAGACUUCACCAGCUGACACGGGAGAAGCUAACAUUUCUGAGAAAAAUGGUUCUCUAGGAGAUGAAUUUAGUUUCAUUUCUCAGUUGAAAAGGGCGGCGAGUGAGGAGGAACGUUUGGAGGUUCCUGAGAUGGAAGAGAGUUCCACCUCAGGACCAGCAUGUGGUGUGGCUCAGGGAUACAACGGAACUCUGGAAGACCCCAGAGGGGACGUUCAGGGGGCAGCCGAGCCUCACAGACAGCUCUCUCUCAGUCAGUGCUUGCCGUUCUUAAUGACUGGAGAACAGCAGGACCUAAAUGAGCAAAGAAAGGAAACAACUGAGACCCCAGGAGAAGAAACCUACCAUGAAGUUCAUGUUCAGAACGAAAGCUCUUUCUCUCCCGUGGAAGGAGAAAAGGUAGAAACUUGUUUUCCUGAAUGUCUUCCUAAGGAGGCCCAAACAACUGAAGAGGGGGCGUCUGAGAGCUCCCUAACACAGUACUUACUUGCUGCGGGAAAGGAUGAGGUGCCGGAGGUUAGAGACACCAACCGCAAGGCAGAACUUGUCCAGAGUGUGUCGGUCACCUCCAUGGAGGUUGAAGAAGUAACUUUCAGCACUGUGUAUGAAUAUUACAACCAGAAACAGGAAUCCCUAGGACGGCCCUAUUCCCCCGAGUCGGAUGUUUCUAUUGAUGUGGGAAGUACAAGCAGUGAGGAGCUGCCUGAGUUAGAUCAGUUCUAUAGCCCGCCGUCAUCUGUGGAGCAUCUGGAGUCUCCAAAGUCUCCCGAUUUGUAUUUUAAACCUUCAGGGGUAACUGAGCAAUCCUUAGCAAAUCCAAGAGGUGAGCCCCUGGAGAGAGAUUCCACUGCUUUAGAGGAAAAUGGCGAAAGGUACUCCACACCUUCUGAAGGUGAAAUACCAGAAAGAUAUUCCACACCAUCAGGGGAGGCUCUAGAGAGGUAUUCUACUCCCCCAGGGGAGGCCCUGGAGAGAUAUUCCACUCCCCCAGGGGAGGCUCUAGAGAGGUAUUCUACUCCCCCAGGGGAGGCCCUGGAGAGAUAUUCCACUCCCCCAGGGGAGGCUCUGGAGAGAUUCUCCACUCCUCCAGGGGAGGCUCUAGAGAGGUAUUCUACUCCCCCAGUGGAGGCUCUGGAGAGAUUCUCCACUCCUCCAGGGGAGGCUCUAGAGAGGUAUUCUACUCCCCCAGGGGAGGCUCUAGAGAGAUACUCCACUCCUCUAGGAGAGAGACUAGAGAGAGAUUUUAUUCCUACUAGAGGACCAAACCAUAGUAGAAAUGUAAGCAUGAACCUGUCAAAAAUAGAGAGGGAAGACAGCACACCAAACGAACAUUUCCAUACACCUACAGAAGAGAGGAGUUCCUCUUCCGAAAUAUGGCGUUCAGAUUCAUUCGGCACACCUAGUGAAGCCAUCGAACCCAAAGACAAUGAAACACCUCCAUCUUUUAUUGAACCGCUAAGCAGAAGGAAGAUCUAUGAAAACACAACUUUAGGCUUCAUCGUUGAAGUUGAGGGUCUCCCGGCCCCCGGUGUGAAAUGGUAUAGGAAUAAAUCUUUGCUGGAGCCGGAUGACAAAAUCAAGAUGGAAAGGGUGGGCAAUGUGUGGUCUUUAGAAAUUUCUAACGUCCGAAAAGGAGAUGGGGGAGAGUACAUGUGCCAUGCGGUCAACAUCAUCGGGGAGGCGAAAAGCUUUGCAAAUGUAGACGUCAUACCCCAAGAGGAAAGGGCUGUGGCUCUCCCACCACCAGUGAUGCACCAACACGUCAUGGAGUUUGACCUGGAAAACGCCAGCUCCUCAAGAACACCGUCCCCUCAAGAGAUUGUCCUGGAGGUGGAAUUAAGUGAGAAAGAUGUGACGGAAUUUGAGAGGCAGGUGAAGAUCGUUACAGUCCCUGAAUUUACUCCCGACCAUAAGAGCAUGAUUGUGAGUUUAGAUAUCCUUCCGCGGCAUCUAGUAGAUCCCAGCCUGGCGUCCCGAGGGGAAGAAGGCACCGAUUUUAACAUUGAUUUAGAAGCCUUUGAAAUGCCUCCUCGUUUUAUAACACCGAUCUGUGAUUUUAAGAUUCCAGAAAACUCCGAUGCCGUAUUCAAAUGUUCCGUCAUAGGCAUCCCUACGCCAGAAGUCAAAUGGUAUAAGGAGUACAUGUGCAUUGAGCCGGAUGGCAUGAAGUAUGUCAUCAGUGAGGAGAAAGGCAGACAUAGCCUUAAAAUCAGAGACAUCAGCCCUUCAGACAGUGCGACAUACAGGUGCAGAGCUCUGAACAGCGCAGGAGAAGCCAUCUGCCGAGGCUUCCUCAUCAUGGGAGACUCUUGCUCUGGGUCACCAGUCUCUGCGGUGACCCCAAGGACAAGCAAAGUGACUUUAAGCAGUCAGAAGGAGGAAUUACUCUUAAGGAACAAAUACGCAGACAGUUUUUUUGAAUUCCAGGUGGUAGAGGGCCCUCCCAGGUUUAUCAAAGGUGUCUCAGAUUGUCAUGCUCCUUUAGGGACAGCGGCGUAUUUCCAGUGUUUAGUUCGUGGUUCUCCGAGACCCACAGUCUCUUGGUACAAGGAUGGAAAAUUGGUCCAAGGAUCAAGGUUCAGUGCUGAGGAAAGUGGCAUAGGGUUCCACCAUCUGUUCAUAACAGGCUUACUGAAAAGUGAUGGGGGAGAGUAUAGCUGCGUAGCUACGAACAAUUCAGGAGAGGCUAGGAGCUCGGCCGUCCUCACCCUUUCUUAAAGUGGGAUUUCUCAGCGCCUCAGGCACUGUCAGUAUCUAUGGAUUAGCAACCUUCCAGAUGUAACCUUUAUAUUUGGAUCGUGACCACGAAGCCCCUGGAGAUGUGGUCUUUCUGUGCAGAAAUCUCAUCUUUAUAUUUAUAUCUAAAUAUUCUGUGGUCUGAACACAGAAACCAUCACUGUGUCAGUUACACUGUGUGUUCCAUCCAGCACAAUUAAACACCUCUG